Molecule: messenger RNA, 249 nt
Organism: Sphaeroforma arctica JP610
Lineage: Eukaryota; Ichthyosporea; Ichthyophonida
Exons: 1
Source: RefSeq, a predicted model, not a curated record
AUGUUUGAGAAGGCGCUGGAGGGGUUGCGAACGAGUGAGGACCUGUAUGUCGACAGCAUCCACUUCGGCGUGGUGCUGAGCACGGGCUGUCUGGGUCUGUUGAAACAACCCUCCCUGGCCUUCGUGCAGCAAUACGUCAAGCGGUUCUGGCGCAACGGGUACUUUGAGAAUGUGCUGCACUACAUGUUCCUGUUUAAGGAGGAGCGCAACCCGCACGCCAUGGAUAAGAUGCUGGACGACAUCACACAG